Dermatophagoides farinae (American house dust mite) is the source of this 870-nucleotide messenger RNA. RefSeq names its product RAS oncogene family member RabX6 (gene RabX6). Gene Ontology annotation, molecular function: GTP binding; GTPase activity. NCBI's taxonomy places the organism in Eukaryota, Metazoa, Arthropoda, Arachnida, Sarcoptiformes, Pyroglyphidae. The record is from RefSeq and is a predicted model, not a curated record.
UUUUUUUUUUUUUUGAUAAAAGUCCAAAAACGUAUUCAACAAAAGUUUAAUGAUCUCAUUGAUUUCCAUAUCUCUAAGUCUAACUUUUUUCAUAUAUUCAUAUGAUAUGAUGUGAUUCGUACAACAACAAUAUGACAGCCAUAGCCAUACCCGAAUUCAAAAUUAUUCUCUGCGGUGAUUAUGGUGUUGGAAAAACAUCAAUAUUUCGAAGAUUUCUAAACGAUACAUUCAUUGAUACAUCAAAAUUAUCGCGCACUCAAACAAGACAAUCUACACUUGGAUUGGAUCAAUACAGCCGUGAUUUCGAAGUACAUAGUAGCAAUGGAUUUCGUAAGAUUAAAAUUCAACUUUGGGAUACUGGUGGAUUGGAACGUGUGGCUAGUAUAACCAAUUCGUAUUAUAAAUUUUCUGAAGCUGCUUUAUUAGUGUUCGAUAUGAGUUCAUUGGAAACAUUUCAUAGUGUAUCACAUCAUCUGCUCGAAAUAUUGAGUAUGGCAGAGAAUGCAAAAAUAUUUUUAAUUGCAAAUAAAUCCGACCUAAAACAUCAACGUCAAGUGAGCGAUGAAGAUAUUGAAUUAUUCGUCGAACAAUUUCCUAAAAUAAAUGGAUUCUUUCAAAUUAGUGCCAAAACCAAUGAAAAUAUCCAGGAAAUGUGGUCAGAUAUAAGUGAAAAAUUGGCUGUUGGAGCAUAUUCAGCCAAUGCUGGAGCUUUUAAACUACAUCAUACCAUUUAUGAUGAUGAUGAUGGUAAUGGUAAUGUCCAUACGACAAGUACAAGUUGUUGUUCUUGACUGAAUGUUGUAAUUUAAAUCAAAUUAAAUGUGUGUUGAUAACUUUUUCGUUGAAUAAUCAUCAUAUAAUAUAAAAUAA